AAGGUAUUGACCUAGAUGAACUUGGUGAUUUGUAUGCUGAUAUUGAGGACAUCGGUAUUGGUGGAUCGCGCCAGUACGAAAGGGAUAGCAGCUUACGAGAUAUUGAACUUGAACGUUUAAGAAAAGCUGGUAGUCAAAGCAAUUCUGCAAUUACAGGAUUAAAUAGUACUGGAACGGAAGUUCCAGAUAUGUUAGCAUCAUUAGCAGAAAACAUAAGUCAUGAUAUUUUGGAAUUUUCUGGACAACUUGGAAGUAUUGGUCAGCAAAGGCCAAGUCCCAUAGGAUUACGACCAUCCAUUUCUAUGUCAGAAAGCUUUCCUCAUUUUGAUGAUAGUAUUGAAAUUCCGAAUUUUCAAAUAUUUGGAGAAUUAGAAGAAGAUAGUAUGAUGAGUAGUUCAUCUAAAGAUAAACAUCAUGAUUCAGAUCAAAGAUCUGGUGUAAAUACUGAGGUAUCAAGCGCGAUAUUUCAAGAUAUUAUGAUGGCUCAGUAUGUUAAACGAGGCGAAACUGCUAAAGCUUUUUAUAAUAUUUUAG
Messenger RNA from Scutellospora calospora, 534 nucleotides. Lineage: Eukaryota; Fungi; Glomeromycota; Glomeromycetes; Diversisporales; Gigasporaceae. The record is from the annotation of a GenBank genome assembly.